Messenger RNA from Tachysurus vachellii, 3249 nucleotides. It is a transcript of the gene sypl2a, whose product is annotated as synaptophysin-like 2a. The transcript is spliced from 6 exons. The coding region runs from base 170 to 874 and encodes 234 amino acids. Gene Ontology annotation, cellular component: synaptic vesicle; synaptic vesicle membrane. The record is from RefSeq and is a predicted model, not a curated record. NCBI's taxonomy places the organism in Eukaryota, Metazoa, Chordata, Actinopteri, Siluriformes, Bagridae.
GUGGGAGAGAAAGUUUGACAAGUUUAACCGACGCACUAAAUCUCUCUCUCUUUUCUCCCUCUCUUUAUCUUCGUCACCCCGGAUUGUCAGCAUUUUUAUUCCUUUUAUCUAACUGCCGUAAUUUGGCUUUAACGCAGAGUCAUUUCGAUCAGCCGAUAACUAUUAAAUCAUGGAGUUUCUUCAGAAACUGCUGACGGGUUUCAAACUUGACUUGGGACCAUUAAAAGAGCCGCUUGGAUUUAUUCGCCUUCUGGAGUGGCUCUUCACCAUCUUCGCCUUCGCCACUACUGGCGGAUACGUGGGGUCCCUGACCAUGCUGCUCAACUGUCCAGAUAAAGUUCCACAUGAAAUUACUGCACAUUUCGGCUAUCCGUUCAGACUUCAGAGUCAACCGUUUAACAUCCCGAGCUGCAAUUCCAGCCAACCCCCCAACUCCACCUUCCUGAGGGGUGACUUCUCAUCCUCCGCCGAGUUCUUUGUGUCUGUGGGCGUCUUUGGUUUCCUGUACUGCACCUUCACCCUCAUACUGUACCUGGGCUACCAGCACGUCUACAGGGAAACCACCCGAGGACCCAUUGUUGAUCUGGUUUUGACUGGGAUCUUUGCGUUCCUGUGGCUGGUCUCGUCCUCUGCGUGGGGAAAAGGACUGACUGACGUGAAAUAUGCCACCAACCCCGAUACGCUGCUCGAUUACUGCAGUCCAAAGUGUGUGACCAAGAUCUUCCCUGCCAUGGGACGCCUUAAUUCCUCUGUGGUCUUUGGCUUCCUCAAUCUCAUCCUGUGGGCAGGAAACUGUUGGUUCAUCUAUAAGGAGACUCCGUUCCACAAGCCUGCUCAGCCUUCCUCCAACAUGGAGCACGGAGGCAGCUCCUAAUCUUGAUAUACUCAGACUCCACCCACUUCAUUCAGGCCAAUCAGAAAUUAGAGUAAGCCACUGCGGGUUCACGCGGACUCGUCCUAAAGUAAAGUAAAGUCUGAUACAGGUGCUCCGGGCCGGCUGCUGUUUUCCUUGCGCAGAACGUUCAUUCAGGCUGUUCGGCUUUGGGUUUAAGCAGAAAGUGUCCGCUUCUGUCGCGUUACCUGGUGCAGGUGUUGUUAUCUACGUCCCAUAAAUUGUUUUGCGUCGUUACUAAUCGUUUCUCGUUCCACUUGUAUACAGUUGAGUGCAAAAAAAAAAUUAAAAAUUUUGUCUACACGUUCCUUCAUCCCACAAAUAACAAACUGUAUGUUUGGAUAUUAUUAGUGAAAAAAAUAACGAGUAUAAAAAUUAGUAAAAAAAAAAAAAAGUUAGUUCUUCUUUGAUUGUGAUAUAAACACAGACAUUCUUUAAUAACUAAGUAUGUUCAUCCUGUAGCUUUAACAAACCUUUAACAAUGUCUGAGCAGCCUUUUUUCUAUUCACUUAUACUGAGAUGCCAAUCUUUACACAUUUACUGUACAAUAUUUCAUCUUUUCACCAAGUCGGGUGUGGUCAGUGUAAUUAGUGCCUUUUUGCACUUCUCGUGACGCACAUUUAAAACCACUCGACUACUGACACAGAAUAACUCUUUUGUAUGUUUGUCAUCAGUGUUGGCAUCUCUGUAUAUCCAUUCGAUCUCGGCCAAAUCUCCGGGUGAAUCUUUGCUUGUUUUUCUUUUCAAAAAUGAGUUUUAGUUCGGUCUCAAGUUUGAGAGGAUCUUCACAAAGCUAAUUUCUUUCGAUUUAGGUCCGUUUCAGGUUGUCUCUCGAUUCUAUUUUAAAAAUGAUGGGGAGUGCAAACUUUUGCACUCAACUGUAUUGCACUUAGAUUAUAGAUAAACAUGUGUUUAUCAGACACACACACAUAAUAUUUACACACACACACAAGACAAUGAUGGACUUGUGUUUCUUGUAUAAACCAGUUUUUUGUUUUUUUUUCCUUCUUCACAUUUGACAAAAUUUGCUCUGUUCUUUUUGUACCAGCUUCAUGAUUUAGAAACUCGCACACUAAACAAAACGUGCCUUCCUUAUAUACGUGCACUCAGACGUUAUACACUUCAUCAUAUUCUGGACGGUUUUUGGACUGUAUCUAUUUUAUAUCUAUACAAAGUGCCUCAAAUGAUGGAUCCAUUGUCUCUCUGGGGCUUUAAAUAAGAAUUUGAGGUUAUGAUACAGAGACAAGUCUCCGGCUCUUCAUACACUUUCCUGGUGUGUUGUGUUCGCUUUAUUUAAGCUGUAAGCCUUUUAUGGUGUGAUGCCAGAAGAUCAUUGACUUCGGGCUAAAUGAUUGUUCUGAAGGAAAAAACAGAACCAUUUAACACUAAUUUCCUUUUUUUUGUUGUUAAAUACUUGUUCCUGUUUAUUCAUCUCAGGAACAUGCUUGUACCUUUUCCUACGUAAUUACCAUCGAGCAGUCAGAAUCUUAUUCAUGCUUUCCGUGUGCACGUUUUUUGUACGUUUUACAUGAUCUUAUAUGAUACGAAAAUCUCAAAGGUCUUUUUCGGUCACGCUUCUCAAACAUAGAAACACAUUAAGCAUCGUGUUACUUGAGAGUAGGCAUGCGCUGAUUUAUAAUCUGCUCAUAACAACAGCCUUGAUUCUUUUUAUGAUGUCAUGAUCAGAGUUACAGUAAAAAAAAAAAAAAAAGAAUUACAAGAAAACGCAGGGGUCGUGACGAUCAUUAUACGCUGGUGUGAUAUGUUGCAGAUUAUUUGGCGCAUGCCUCUUUGUGUCAUCAUGAGAUCAUUUACGGUCUUGUAAUUGUUGUUAUGAUCCCAUCAAUGGGGAAUAAACAUGAUUUACACGUCACACUUUCAUUUCUGUUUCUCUUCAGUUUGGAUUUUGUUUCUUCUUAUUUAAGUAUAUAUAUAGAUGAUUUGGCUUCUUCCUUGUGCUCAUGCAAUAUGAAAGCCUUAAAAACACUGUGCCUUAAUCCCUAAUCAUAGCUUUUUAUAUUCCAAUUUGAGGUUUGUUAUUAACGAUAAUUAACAUAAUGACACGAACGAUAGCAGGGAUAGAGCUCAGUUCUGUGUUAGCAGUGUUUGAACACAGCACAUGUGCCUGUUUUCAUAUAGCUCUCUGUUUUAAUACCACCUGGAUAGACUUUCAGUUAAAUGCCUUUUUUUUUCUCUCUGGCUUACUUUAAACAGGUCGGUAAAAUACACUGUUCUUACACUGUCAUUUAAUGCAUUUCAAAAACAUAUCCGUUGAAUUUGCAUUUUGCAGGAUUUUUGUGUUGUUGUUUUUUUUUGCAUUGUCUGUGUCGUAAAGUAUUAAACGAAGAGAGCUUCAA